CUGGUCGGAGCAGAGAGCUACUCCUUUCAGGUGCAUGCCUGUAUAAAAACAUCUAGAGCAUGCAUCUGCCUGCAGGGAACUUCCAGUGUCCUCUACUACAGCAGCUCCUUUGCCAUGAUCUCUGCACAGCAGCCACUGCUCUCCAACACAAUUCAAAGAGGCAUGGACUGCCAAACUGAGGAAGAAGAAACAUGUGAAGAGCACUAUGACUCUGAAAACUGCCCUAGCAGCUCCACACAUGCCUCACCAACAGCAGAAUCCAACCCAGAUUCACCAGUAAUUCUUAAAAUACUACAGAACUGGACUCCUAAAGUUUCACACUACUUUGAUAAAGAGCACUAUACAUACGCUGGCCACCAGAUUGUCAUUCAGGAGUCCAUAGAAUACUUUGGAGCUGUGGUAUGGCCGGGGGCACUGGCUUUAUCUCAGUAUCUGGAAUCAAAUCAAGAACAAUUCAACCUCAAAGACAAAAAAGUUUUGGAAAUUGGUGCUGGCACAGGCUUGGUUUCCAUUGUGGCCUGCAUAUUAGGAGCAUAUGUUACAGCUACCGAUUUGCCUGAAGUUCUUGAAAAUCUCUCAUAUAAUAUUUCAAGAAAUACACAAAACAUGAAUAUGCACAAACCUGAAGUAAGAAAACUGGUAUGGGGAGAAGGCCUCAAUGAAGACUUUCCUGUAUCAACUCACCAUUAUGAUUUCUUACUGGCAACUGAUGUUGUAUACCAUCAUGCAGCUUUGGACCCCCUGCUAGCAACAAUGGAGUACUUUUGUAAGCCAGGAACAGUACUACUGUGGGCAAAUAAAUUCAGAUUCAGUACAGACUAUGAAUUUUUGGAAAGACUUUCCAAUAUAUUUAACACAACCAUUCUAGCAGAAUUUCCAGAAUCAAAUGUCAAGCUGCUUAAAGCCACAGUAAGAGAGAAUUAAAGAGGAAGCAAUUACU
Messenger RNA from Indicator indicator, 940 nucleotides. RefSeq names its product methyltransferase 21C, AARS1 lysine (gene METTL21C). Gene Ontology annotation, biological process: peptidyl-lysine methylation. The annotation marks the transcript as partial. Lineage: Eukaryota; Metazoa; Chordata; Aves; Piciformes; Indicatoridae. Gene Ontology annotation, molecular function: protein-lysine N-methyltransferase activity. The transcript has 5 exons. Gene Ontology annotation, cellular component: cytosol; cytoplasm. The record is from RefSeq and is a predicted model, not a curated record.